AUCCUGCUGUUGGCCUGAGCCACAGUGUCCCUGCCCCUCAGAGUCUCUCUAGCAUGAGUGUAAUGGUUCGAGAGUCCACAGAGACAGGUGGAGUGGAGGUGACUUUCCCUCCGCGGACUCCAUAGUUUGGGGCCACACAGAUGUAAUUUUGUUGUCACAUUUUGGUGUCAUUUUGUUGUUCACAAGAAGAAAUCAGCUAGAGCAGGGGCUGAGAAUUGUUCUGUGUCUAACAGGCUGUAAGUACAGGUAGUCUUGAAUGGGUUUUGGAAGGCAGAAGGAGGUGAGGUUGAGAUGAAAUCAGCUCUGAGAAUCAGCUCUGCCCUGCGUAGCCAUCUCACCCCCUCACCACUCGUUCAACCACCGUUCUUGGGAUGGUGACCUGAAGACCUACUAUGUGCCAUGCUAUGAUUUAGACCCUUAGAGUAAUCAGAGACUCAAGCAUAAACUUUCUUACCUUGAGGACUCUUCUUGGAACGAGGAAGAGAGAGUGGAGACAUGAAAGUGCAACUACUCAUUACUUAAUUAGUUAAAAGUUGAGGAGGGGUGAGAUUGAGAAGGGAUUCAAGGAUAAGGAAAGCUGGAGUCAGAUACAGUGUGAAAUUUAAAAUAGAAGGUUCAUUAGGAGAUGUCUGAGGGUCCAGAGGACAGAGAAAGGGCUCAUUUUGUGGAUCUGGAAGAAAAGCAUUCUCCACAGAGGAACAGGAAGUACCAAACUAUGUUCCCUGGCCCCUGUGAACACACUCAGGCACUGACAGAUAAUUAAUGCAUUUGAAGAGCAAAUGACAAGGUCUAGGCAUGGAUGGAAAGAGGGCUGCUCUCCAGUGAGAGGGCUGUCUCUGGUUACCCAGCUAUUAGGUACAUUGAUGAAGCAACAGUGUCCAUUGACUUUUGUAUUUCUCUUUUUCAUUCACAGGAAGAUUGAUGAUCUCUACAUGCCCAAGUUCUACAUUUUCACUGACUACAACCUGAAGAAAAUCCUUCCACACCUGGGCAUCAACAAAGUCUUCUCCUCACAGGCUGGCCUGUCUGGGAUCACUGAGGACAAGGACCUGAGAGUCUCUCAGGAGAACAGAGUAAUGGAUGAGAUCUCCCCAGCUGUCCUCUCCCAACCAGAUGACAUUUUGGGAAGGGACACUGCUGUCCAGGGAAAUCUGAACAACAAGACACCAGUGGACAAUCUAGCACUGACCUCCACCAACACCGACAUUGCCUUCAGCCUCUACAAGGAACUGGCUUUGAAGAAUCCAGAUAGAAAUGUCGUCUUCUCUCCAUUCAGCAUCUCAACAGCCUUGGCCGUCCUGUCACUGGGAGCAAGCAGCAACACCCUGGAAGAGAUUCUAGGAGGUCUCAAGUUCAGUCUCAGAGAGACCCCUGAGGCAGACAUACACCGGGGCUUUGGGCACCUCCUCCACAUGCUCAGUCAGCCAGGCGACCAGGUGCAGAUCAGAACAGGUAGUGCCAUGUUUAUUGAAAAGCACCUACAGAUCCUAGCAGAGUUCAAGGAUAAGGCAAGGGCGCUGUACCAGGUUGAGGCCUCCAUGACUGACUACCAGCAGCCUCAUGAGGCCAAAAAGCUCAUCAAUGACUAUGUGAACAAACAGACCCAGGGGAAGAUCAAGGAACUGAUCUCAGACCUGGAUCAGAGUACAGUAAUGGUGCUGGUGAAUUACAUCUACUUUAAAGGGAAAUGGAACAGACCAUUUGAUCCUCGUGACACAUUCGAGUCUGAGUUCCAUUUGGACAAGAAGAGAUCUGUGAGGGUGCCCAUGAUGAAAAUUGAGGAUCUCACCACACCCUACUUCCGGGAUGAGGAUCUGAACUGCUCUGUAGUGGAGCUGAAGUACACGGGCAAUGCCAGUGCCCUGUUCAUCCUCCCUGACAUGGGCAAAAUGCAGCAGUUGGAAGCCAGCUUGCAACCAGAGACCCUGAAGAAAUGGAAGGACUCUCUGAGGCCCAGGAAGAUCGAUGAGCUCUACAUGCCCAAGUUCUCCAUCUCCACUGACUACAGCCUGGAGAACAUCCUUCCAUCACUAGGCAUCAGGAAAGUCUUCUCCAAACAGGCUGACCUGUCUAGGAUCACAGGAGCCAAGGACCUAAGAGUCUCUCAGGUGGUCCACAAGGCUGUGCUGGAUGUGGCUGAGACAGGCACAGAAGCAGCUGCUGCCACAGGAUUCAAAAUGAUCCCUUCUUGUGCAAAAUUUAUAUCAAUGACAGUCUGUUUCAACAGGCCAUUCCUGAUGUUUAUCUCUGAAACAGAUACUCAGAUGACCCUCUUUCUGGCCAAAAUAUCCAACCCUAAAUGAAGCUAGAGCUUCCCAAGUGGAGAGGCUUCUGUCCAGGAGGGAGCCUGCAUGUGGGUGUGUACAUUCUGCACUCCAUGUUCUGAUUGGCUUUGUAUACCUGGCUUGAACAGUGACCUUGUCUAACUCCAUGACUCCUACAUACACAGGAGCCUUGGACUGUGACCGACAGGCUCUCAGGCCUCUUGGGAGCACUUGCUCAUGUUUCUGACCCUGGAAUCUAUCUUUAUGCCCUCUCCGUUCUCACUCACAUGUAUUUCCCUGUACCCCCAUUGUGGGCACUAUGAGGUAGGCUCAGUCCCAGUAUUGUCUCUAGGCAUAUUGGCCUUCAGCUUCCUUGGCCUUGAUGGGAUCAUGCAAGCUUAUAGGUCAAUCCAUGUAGACCAGGACCAGGACUGAGAAGGGAGAUUGUUGAACUGAAUCUCACUCCUGCAUCUGGUAACUCCUGGUGACAAGUUCUUGCCUUGUACUUUCCCUCUCCAGUCCCUAGGCUCUGCCACCCACCGCCCUUUGCAGCAGAUGCUGGCCAUGCACAUACAUGGCCCACUGUUGGAGCCUUCACUCAUGUUGAGGGGCCAAAUGAUCAGACCAGCUCCUUUCCCCCAGCACUCCUACUUAGGGCACAGUACCCAUUUCCUAGGUUGGCAAAUGACGAAUCUGAAAUGAUUGAUAGACACCUCCAACUUCAUCACACAAAAGCAUGGUUUGGAGCAAAGGAUCAAUAAAUGUAUAAUUCACUCAGCUCCUAUUGGCAGGGGUGUGCCCUCUAGUGACCACAGGGUAGUAGAAAUUGUCACUCAUGCUAUGUGACUCCUGUGAUGGACCUCUGACCUACAUGUUAUUAUCAAUCCUUUUUAUGGAUCAGGAAACUGAGGCACAGAGAAUCUUAGUCAUUUCCCAUUAACUCACAGCUAGACAUUAUAACUGGCUGGAUGUUCUUCAAGUGUCCCUAUGACAGAGGAACAUUUUUCACCAAAUGGGGAUCUGUGCACAGGCAUCACCAUGGUGGUGUGCAGGUGGAUCAUAAAACAAGGCUCUAGAUACUUUACAGAGAGCUCCCAAAAGCACGUAUGGAUCAUGUGACCUCUGUGUUGAGGUCGGAGGAGGAUGAGAAGGUCAUCUCAUGACCAGAAAGAAUGUCUUGGGCAGGGUUCCCAGUAAUGGAGGCAUUUCUAAGAAUCUGAGAGGAAGUGAGUAUUUCGGACAACACAAAAGAAGGAUGGUGGAGAGGAAGAAGUAAUUACAGACACUAGAUGGCAAAGAGCCUUGCUCUGGGAAGAUACUGAAAUUCCUCAGAGCCACAGUAAGCAUAGAAGUGGUUAAUUGGUGUUUGCUGUCUUAGGCAACUUAUUUAUGUGGUUAGAAUGCAGAGAACUGAGUUAUUCAGAGGUCAGGUUGUUAUUGAGGGAAUUUUAUGGAACAGCUGGAGAGGAGAGUUGAUGAUCCAGAUCAAUAGAUGAGUUUCCUUAGUGUGUAGAUGCAGAAGGAGAAGAGGAGGCCUACAUUGGGUUGGGGCACCUGGUAAUCAUUGAGAAUCCUCUGAGCCCGAAAACACAGCCAGCAGCCUGCACGAAGAGGGAAAGUUGAACAUUCAGUAGGACACUUACUUGUGUCUUAAAGAUCCUAAGGAAACUCUUGACAGGUGGCUGUGAGGUCAGCAGAGAUGUGCAGCCUGGUGGGGCUCUCAAAGAACCCCCUUCCCCAAUGAACACCGAGAUACCAUUCCCUGAAGGAUGUGAAGUGAGAGAGAAAAGGGACCCAUCUAUUGAAAGCAAGCAAAUGUCCCAACCAUCUUUCCAACAUAUAGCAGGACAGAAUCUGAGGCAGGGGUACCUAGCAGUACUCCACGGGCAUUGACCCGCCCCAGCUGUAUACCACCAUUUUUCCUGGAUUCAGUGCAGGUAUAUAAGGAGCCUAGUGCUGAAUGCAUCUCAAGCUGACAAGACCUGUCAGUCUGGAACUUGUGGCCAAAGUCUGAGUCCACCUCCUAUGGGAGUCUAGGACCUAGAUAUCAGGGUUCACUUUUCCUCAUUCCCUGCGGGCUGAGGACUCUCUCACUUCUUAGCCAUCAAAUGUUGCCUUGAUGAUGAACUCCCUACAGGGACAGGCCCAGAUUUCAAUGGAGGUAAUGGAAUAUGGAGGGGGAAGGGAGGGGCCUGUAAACUGCAGUUUACUAAGGUUGAAGGCCUGGGAACUCCAUGCUUAGCUCAGGGGUUUCUACAUGUUGAACAAUCACCUUAUAGAAAUAGAAAUGUAAAAACAAUAAGUGGCUAUAUGGUGGGGUGGGGUUGCGUGGUAAUCUAAAAAACACAAUGUACAACAUGCUUCCUUCCGUGCUUCUGCAACAUGACCCCUCAUGUCUAAUAAUAGUCUGACAUUCUG
This is a messenger RNA of Peromyscus maniculatus bairdii (prairie deer mouse), 4682 nucleotides long. Its product is annotated as serine protease inhibitor A3N-like. Gene Ontology annotation, molecular function: serine-type endopeptidase inhibitor activity. The record is from RefSeq and is a predicted model, not a curated record. Lineage: Eukaryota; Metazoa; Chordata; Mammalia; Rodentia; Cricetidae.